AUGCCUAUCCAGAAAUUGAAAGCCCGACAAAUAUUCGACUCUCGCGGCGACCCGACACUCGAAGUUGAUCUCGUGACCGAUAUUGGACUUCUGCGAUCCUCCGUCCCCUGUGUUUUCUUUCCUAACCCAAACGAAGCUACCGAACUACGGGACAACAACGAAGCCUCGUACAAUGGGCGAUCGGUGUUCAAAGCGGUUGAAAUCGUCAACAACGUCAUAGCUCCGGAGCUUCUUCGGUCGAAGCUUGAAGUCUGUCAGCAGCGCGAAAUUGAUAAUCUUAUGACAAGCCUCGACGGAACUGAUAACAAGUCAAGGCUCGGAGCAAAUGCAAUUCUGGCCGUCUCUGUCGCCUGCUGCAAAGGCGGCGCGGCAAAAAGGGGUCUCCCGCUUUACAGAUAUAUUGCCGAAUUGUCAGAAAACACGGAAAUAAUUAUUCCCGUACCAGCAUUCAAUGUAAUCAGCGGCGGAAAAUAUGCUGGAAAUUCUCUUGCCUGUCAAGAAUUCAUGAUCCUACCUACAGGUAUACAUAUACAAUUAUACGUCGCAUGAUACAUUAAGAGCAGCGACAUUAGUAAUAAGAA
This is a messenger RNA of Neodiprion fabricii, 581 nucleotides long. RefSeq names its product enolase-like. The coding region runs from base 1 to 549 and encodes 182 amino acids. Gene Ontology annotation, biological process: glycolytic process. The record is from RefSeq and is a predicted model, not a curated record. Gene Ontology annotation, molecular function: magnesium ion binding; phosphopyruvate hydratase activity. The transcript has a single exon. Lineage: Eukaryota; Metazoa; Arthropoda; Insecta; Hymenoptera; Diprionidae. Gene Ontology annotation, cellular component: phosphopyruvate hydratase complex.